This is a messenger RNA of Diabrotica balteata, 612 nucleotides long. Lineage: Eukaryota; Metazoa; Arthropoda; Insecta; Coleoptera; Chrysomelidae. The record is from the annotation of a GenBank genome assembly.
AUGAUGGUAGUUAGUGCUUUUGUACUUGAAGUCUCAAGAAUAAUUACCAAAUUGCAAGAUAUCGUUACCUUAAAACUACACAACUUCUGUAAAUAUUCUCUUGAAAACGAAAAUCAAGUCAUUAAAGAUCUUAAACUUAUGGCUAAAAUGUAUAAGCAUUUUUGUAAUGUUACCUCCCAUAUUAAUUCGAUAUUUGGAGCGCAAUUUUUCUUGAUAUUCUCAAUAAUUUUUAUACAAUCGCUGAAGAAUAUAGAUGAAGUGCUAACGCUAGUGUAUUCGAAGGACGAUGGUUUAGUCCUCAAAAUGAAGCAGAUUUAUAUACGGGAAAUGUUACUAGGAGCUACUUUGGCAGUCAUUUCAGUCUCAAUAGCCAUCGCUGGUGAUAAAAUAGAGAAAACUGGAAUCAAGAUAACGAAGCUCUGUCAUAUUUUGGAGGUGGAUAUUAAAAAUCCAAUCAUUAGAGGUCACGUAAGAAACCUUUCUGGAUAUUUGGAGAAACUGCGACCGGCUUUGACACUUGCAGGAUUUAUUCCGAUUAACAGAAAUAUCAUUCCCCUAUUGCUGUCUAGUCUUACGUCAUAUGCUAUAAUUCUUAUCCAAUUAAAAUCCUAG